UGUCGCGAAGAGGCGCACGGUGCCUCACACCACGGAGAAUAAGCCAGCCUGGGUACGUUAUCCCAGUCUUCUCUUCGUUCAUAAAGCCCGUCACGUAGGAUCUCCGCAUACCGUACCCGCCCCCCUUUAUACCCACAAAGUAUCGCCGAGGCCUCUAUUUAAUCGCGGUCCCUCCCCUGUCCUCUAAUCAGCCUCCACACUUACGUACCUUACGAUGCCUACAAUGAAGUCCCGACGUAGUGCAGUGCUCAGGCUGCUUAUCAAGUGCGCCUUAGCCAUGGCCACUCUAGCUAUGACGAUCAAAUAUUGUACGCUUGAACUUGAUGAUAUCAUUCACGAACCCAUCGAGGAGUUCUCCUUGGAGAAACAUCCCUACGUUCCGCCUACAGAGUGGGACAGUCGCUCGCCGUGUCCCGCCUUGAACACGCUAGCGAACCACGGCUUUCUCCCACACAACGGCCGGGGCGCGACGAAGAAAGAUUACAUCCGCGCGCUACGCCAGGGAUACAACCUGUCCCUCCCGCUCGCAACGUUCCUCACCGUAAGCGGGCACGUCCUGCUCUCACAGUACUCCCACCUCUCGCUGGCGGACCUCGCGCGGCACAACUGCAUCGAGCACGACAUGUCGCUCGGGCACUGGGACACGCUCCAGACGCAGGAAUAUGCGCCUGACAGGCCUAGCGAGUGGCUCUUCGACCGCGUGCUCGCACACUCGUCCGACGGGAAGCGGAUGACGCUGUGCGAGCUCGCGGCGGCGCGCGUCGAGCGCGAGAGCACGUACGCGCACAAGCUGGAUGCGGUGCACGAGGAGAUCGCGCGCGGGGAGAUGUCGAUGGUGCUUGGUGUCUUUGGGGGGAAGGACGGGCGUGUGCCAGUGGACUGGCUGAAGGAGUGGUGGGAGAACGAGCGGUUCCCUGAGGGAUUCAAGCCUGACCACCAGCAGACGCUCCUGGACACAGUUCGCGGAUCGUGGAAGAUCAGGAGGGCCAUGAACGAGAUGGCGCAAAAUGCGAGCACGAAGCCCACAUAGUUCGGAUUCAGAGGGCAUUGAUCAUGAUGACCUAUUUAACUUAUCACCGUGUGGUGUAUCUAUUUUGCAUAUUUGGUAGUGUAGCACGGUAGAUGUUUGUAUGAUACUGACCUGAUAUCCGAUGGACUUCGAUGA
Molecule: messenger RNA, 1165 nt
Organism: Fomitopsis serialis
Lineage: Eukaryota; Fungi; Basidiomycota; Agaricomycetes; Polyporales; Fomitopsidaceae
Product: Chloroperoxidase
Exons: 3
Coding region: 215-1030 (271 amino acids)
Molecular function (GO): peroxidase activity
Source: RefSeq, a predicted model, not a curated record